Messenger RNA from Entrophospora candida, 498 nucleotides. Lineage: Eukaryota; Fungi; Glomeromycota; Glomeromycetes; Entrophosporales; Entrophosporaceae. The record is from the annotation of a GenBank genome assembly.
AUGGCAAGUGAAUUGGUCAGGAAUUGGAAAACAAAGGAACUUCUAGCAUUUUUGCAAGAGCAAAAGGACUUGCAACUUGAUUUUGAAGAUUUAAGGCUUAUUUAUGAGGCAAAACUUACAGGGCAUACCUUUCUUCUUUUGACAAAAGAUGAACUUAAAGAUUGCAAUUUGAAGAUGGGACCAGCUUUAGCAAUCUUAAACUUAAUUAAGAACAUUAAGGAGAAUAACUUUACAAUUUCUGACAUGCCAAGUGACAUUCCUUCAUUUGAAAAUAUCAAGAUGUGGAAACAUCCCCAGGCUAAGUAUUUUGAGAUUUAUCCCUAUGAGAUCUGGUCAUUAAGCCAUUUUGUUAACUGGGCAAUUGACAGUGGUUUUACAGAUAAAGAUAAAUCUCAUCAAACAUUUUAUAAGGCUUUACAAACAAUAAAUAUUGAUCAACUAGCUUCUUUGGAACUUCACAACUUUACACAAAAGCUUUUAAAUAAUAAAAGAAAGAAG